Messenger RNA from Coniophora puteana RWD-64-598 SS2, 3081 nucleotides. RefSeq lists its product as uncharacterized. Lineage: Eukaryota; Fungi; Basidiomycota; Agaricomycetes; Boletales; Coniophoraceae. Bases 1 to 3081 code for a protein of 1026 amino acids. The record is from RefSeq and is a predicted model, not a curated record. The transcript has 6 exons.
AUGACUACACAAGCUGGGAUCUUUUAUCGCUCCUCCCCCGACCCUGCCCAGCCCGGGAACUCCGGCACGGUGCUGAGACGUCUCGAGCUCGAGAGUGUCGAUAUGCCCGUGUGGGUCGUGGACGUCGGCGCGCGCGUCGCGCUCACACAGACAUUCCGCAACCCCCCGUCCCCGACGGGGCGCGCUACAGGGCGCGCCAAGUACGUCUUUCCGCUGCCCGCGCGCGCAUCUGUGUGUGCGUUCGAGCUCGAGCGCGGGGACGGGCGCGGUGUGCGUGGGGAGGCGCGAGAGCGCGCGGAGGCGGAGGAGGUGUUUGGAAGGGCGGUGAGGGAGGGACGGGAGGCGGGGCUGGUCGAGUGGGUGACGGAUGAUGUUUUUACGAUCUCGGUUGGGUCUGUUCCGAGUGGGAUGAGUGUGGUUACACGGCUGGUGUUUGUCAUGGAUCUGCUUGACGAAGGAAUCCGCGAUCACAUCCGUCUGCAGCUUCCUACCGCCGUCGCCCCGCGAUACGGACCCGCUCCAGCGGCCAUCCUCGACGCAUCCUCCGCCUCAGCAUCUCCAGGCGAAACGCGGCUGACCAUCCGCGUGGACGUCCAAACAAGCGAGGAGAUCCUCGCUCUGCGCAGCCCAACGCACCCUAUCACCCUCCUGCGCUACAAAACGCGCUCCGGGCGCCGCUCGACCCGGCGCAUGUCCGCCUCCUGGGCCUCGCCCGAGUUCCUCGCGGGCGACUUCGUGCUGAGCAUACACGCGCGCGGACUCGACGCACCUCGGUGCUUCGCCUCGCGCCACCCGACAGAUGCUCACGGAGCAGUAGCGAUGCACCUCACACUCGUGCCUACCUUUUCCGGGAGCGCGCCGCGCGCAGUCCGUGCGCAGGAGUACGUGUUCGUCGUCGACCGCAGCGGGAGCAUGGGCGGCGCGCCGAUGGAGACGGCGAAGCGGACGCUGGCGGUGCUGUUGCGCGCGCUGCCUGCGCGGGAGACGCGGUUUAAUGUCGUGAGCUUUGGGAGCCACGUGGACGGGCUGUGGCCGCAGAGUGUGGUGUAUGCUGAGGAGACGCUCGGGCGCGGGAUUGCGCAUGUGGAGUCGAUGGGUGCGGAUUAUGGAGGUACGGAGAUGGCCAACGCGCUGCGGUUUGCGCUCGACAGACGCGACACUUCUCGGCCCACGGCGGUGUUUUUCCUCACGGAUGGAGGUGUCACCGACGUCCAAGGGCCAGCAGACGUCGUCAAAGCCGCUGUACAGGCCUCCGCCUCUACUCCCGCCGCCCCGCUGCGCGUCUUUGUGCUAGGGAUAGGCCCAGAGGUGUCUAGUGACGUGUGCGAGCGCAUCGCUCGUGCUGGCGAAGGUGAAUGUCUCUUCGCGCUUCACGCCGAAGAGAUCACGGGACGCUGUGCGCGCCUACUCAACGCUGGGCGGACGAGGACAGUGGAGAGUGUCGAGGUGGACUGGAACUGCGAUGCACGCAAAAGGCGCACUAGGGCAGGUGGCGUUCGCUUUGAUUCGGCGGCGUCGGUGGGAGGCGGGGACGUGCAGCAGGCGCCGCACCAGAUCACGCGCGUGUUUCCCGAUAUGCGUCUCGCUGUAUCGGCGCUGACGACGUUCGACGCCGUUCCAAAGAAUAUUCGCCUCCACGCGCGGUUUCGUGUGCAUCAGCAGGGCGCGAUGGGGAAUGGGGAAGAGCAAGAAACGGUAGAACUUGAUGUGCCAGUCACCGAGAUCAUCCCGUUCUCGAAGAACCACGAUACCAGCGACUCCGCGGAUGUCCCGCUUUUACAUGCGCUCGCCGCUCGCCGACUCAUCACGGAGAUCGAGGAGAACAGAACGCCACCGCCGCGGAUAAAGCCCGACGUGCCCACGGACCCAGCGACUGUUCGGCCGGAGCCGACGCUCGAGGAGGCCAAGCGCGCGGCUGUCGUCCACCUUGGCGUGCGGUACCAGCUCGCGAGCAAGUAUACGUCUUUCGUCGCUGUUGACGAGGGGACUGCGCGCUCUCGCGUGCCGGCUGGUGGGCGGUCUAGGUUCAGCUUCGGACGAUCGAUGCUCGCGAGGCGUCUUGGACUUCAGAAACAGAAACGGAAUGACGAGAGCGCGUCGUCUAGCGAUUGGGAGGACAGUGCAGGAGCGGCUGGUCCUGACGGCUCAGGCGAUGAUCUGUUGGGUGGAAUACUUGAUGGGCUCACAAAUCUGGCGUAUGGUGCAUGGACCAUGGCUUUCGGCCCUCCGUAUGCAGACACGAGUGCUCCGCCAGUAGGGAGUGACCGUGGACGCCUUCCGGGCGGGCUGGGCGAUAUCAAUGGCGAUACCGAGUCAGUCGCUUUCUCAUUCAGAACAGAGAGUUCUGGCGCACGUACAACGCAACAUCGGUACAGCGACGCUAGCGGCUCGGACAGCGCCAGCGUUCGCACAUUCUCGACGCUCAGCUCGCUUACCGGCUCGUCAUCGAGUUCUCGCUGGACACGCAGCCGCACACCGAGUCCACCGCGCCAUCUGCAUAUCGACGACGAUCCCGUCGGUCGCGUUCCCUCCCCAGUAUUCGGUCCCAUAAACCUCGCACCCUCCCACAUCGCCAGACACCACCAUCUGCACACCCAACCACCCCCCCAAACCCAUCCUCCACCCGCCCACCCCCGCACCCCCCUCGCACCAUCAGCCCAAACGCUGCUCGCCCUCCAAUCAUUCGACGGCUCCUUCCCCCCAUCCACAUGCACCCCCCACCUCGCCGCCGCACUCGGCCAUCCCGCGCUCGCGCGCCGCACGCGGUUCCCCGCGGACAGGCGGGUCAGCGAGCGAGUGUGGGCGACUGUGCUGGCGCUCGUGUGGGUCUGUCGGGCGCUGGCGCGGGCGGGGGAGGAUGAGCUCGGGGAGGUUGUGCGUGUGAAGGGUGUUGAGUGGUUGGAGGAGAGUGGGGAGGUGGUUGUAAGUGAUAAUAAGAAAGGGGAGGGGAGAGGGAGCGGUGGACGUGGGGACGCGGAUGUUAGUGGCAAGUGGGAGCUGGAGGCGCUGUUGCGUGAGGCGGAGGCGGCGGUGGGUGAGAAUGAGGAGGAAGAUGGUGCGAUUGUUAGUGGGCAGGCAUGA